AUGACAGGUUAUUUUCAUGCAGAAUUUGCCGAUGGUACAUCGGCCAACGCUAGAUUUGGAAAAUGGUAUGCAAAUGUAACAUUUUCAACUGGUGAGAACGGUACAUUGACAAUGACAGCACCUCUACAACAAAUUGGCGAUACCUAUGUCUUCCAUGAAUGUGUACAGAUUUAUGAUAGUGAACCUGCAUUACGUUGUUCACUUUUAGUCCGUAAUGGUACUGGUUAUACAGAAUACAUCCAUAAAGAUCCAGAACUGAUUCCAAUUUGUCCUGAAUCGAUUUCGUCACCUGAUCUUGAAAUGGAAAUCGUUACUCGACUUGAUUAG
Messenger RNA from Rotaria sordida, 327 nucleotides. Lineage: Eukaryota; Metazoa; Rotifera; Eurotatoria; Philodinida; Philodinidae. The record is from the annotation of a GenBank genome assembly.